This is a messenger RNA of Centruroides sculpturatus (bark scorpion), 771 nucleotides long. RefSeq names its product WD repeat-containing protein 74-like. The coding region runs from base 1 to 756 and encodes 251 amino acids. Gene Ontology annotation, molecular function: protein binding. Gene Ontology annotation, biological process: ribosomal large subunit biogenesis. The record is from RefSeq and is a predicted model, not a curated record. Gene Ontology annotation, cellular component: nucleolus; preribosome, large subunit precursor. The transcript has 6 exons. NCBI's taxonomy places the organism in Eukaryota, Metazoa, Arthropoda, Arachnida, Scorpiones, Buthidae.
AUGGCGAACGAUAACGACACAGCAGUAACCACGUGUUCACAAAUUUUGGUCAGAGAUAACUUUCUAGAUCUUCGAGUACCUGUAUGGGUAUUAAAUAUGAAAUUUUUCCCAGAUAGUGAAAAGAUAGUAACUACUACAGGUCAUCAUCAAAUCAGAGUUUAUGAUCCUAGCAGUAAACAAAGAAGGCCUGUUAUAGAUAUGGAAUUUGAUUCUUAUCCAAUAGGUGCUUUAUCUCUCACCAACCAAGAACAUCAAAUUCUUGUUGGAAAUACUCAAGGAAGAAUGGCAUUAAUUGAUCUUAGAAAAAAGGCAAUGGUACAUGUAUACAAAGGAUUUGCAGGGAGUAUCAGAGACAUACAGUUUGAUCCUGUUCAUUCCCAAGUUUAUUCUUGUGGGUUAGAUAGAUUCCUUCGAAUACAUGAUCUUGAUACACAUGAAUUAAAAACUAAGAUGUAUUUAAAAUCUGGUUUGAAUGCCUUAUUGUGCCAUUCAGAAGCUUAUAAUGCUUUACGAUCAAAAGACAAGUCGUCCACGCAGAACACAGAAUAUGUAGAAGAUACGCAAGAUUCUGACAAUGAAAUAUGGGACAACAUGGAAGUUGUCUCUAAUAAAAAACAAAAAAUAUCUUCAAAUAAAAACUCAAAGCUUAAAAGAAAAUCCAAGCAUAAUGCUUCUGCAGAAUUCAAUUCCAAAGUAAAAAAAAAGAAAAAGACAAAGGAUGUGAAAAGUUCUUUUGAAAAAUCCUGUAAAAAUUAAUGUAUUUUAUUAAAU